Megalops cyprinoides (Indo-Pacific tarpon) is the source of this 1991-nucleotide messenger RNA. RefSeq names its product thrombospondin type-1 domain-containing protein 4-like. Gene Ontology annotation, molecular function: metalloendopeptidase activity. The transcript has 12 exons. The record is from RefSeq and is a predicted model, not a curated record. The coding region runs from base 42 to 1991 and encodes 649 amino acids. Gene Ontology annotation, biological process: extracellular matrix organization. NCBI's taxonomy places the organism in Eukaryota, Metazoa, Chordata, Actinopteri, Elopiformes, Megalopidae. Gene Ontology annotation, cellular component: extracellular matrix.
UCUCUCUCUCUCUCUCUCUCUCUCCCUCUCUCUCUCUCUCCAUGGCGUCCCCCUGGAAGAGGACAGCCUGUGUGGCCUUCCUCGCUCUCUGCUGCUGCUGCCUGCGCUCUGGAGCUCUUCCCUGGGACACCGUGGCCAAGGGCUCACCUGGUGAGGACUCGGGGUGUGAGGGGCACCAGGUGGACGCCUGUGGAGUGUGCGAGGGUGAUGGCUCGUCCUGUGAGGUGGUCAGUGGGACGUUCUCACGCUCCACGCUAUCCGUGGGGUACCACAAAAUCCUGGAGAUUCCCGUCGGGGCCAAAAACAUCAAGAUACAGGAGCUCACCAAGAGCAGGAACUACCUGGCGAUCCUCACCCGAGAUGGCGAGUCCGUCAUCAGCGGGAGCUGGGCCAUCGACCGGCCUGGCGUCUUCUUCGCCGCCGGGACCCAGCUGACGUACCGCCGGCCCAACGAGAUCCGCAGCCGGGCCGGGGAGUCCAUCGCCGCCCCGGGCCCCACCACCCAGGAGCUGCACGUCUAUGUGAUCUACCAGCAGCCUGACCCCAGCGUGUCGUACCAGUACAUCCUCCCCCGAGUGACUACCCACAAUUCCCAGCCAGCCCCGCCCUCUCACAUCCUACCCCUGGGGGAAACGAUGGGGCUGCACACCAUCGAAGGGGAGGGCUUUUCUCUGCUGGACAACAACGGCAACGAGAACUCCCAUCCCAACCAGGUCCCCUCCGACCCCCUCCUCUCACCCACCACCGAGAGCCCAGGGGCCCAGGUCGGUCCUGAGCAGCUCUCUCCCUACGGCUGGAAACGCACCGGGAGCACGCUCUGCAGCGCCACCUGUGGAACAGGCAGACAUCAGAGUGUGUUCAGCUGCGUGGAGCUCGAGACCAGCGUUCCAGUCCCAGACAGCCUCUGUGAGCACACUCAGAGACCUGUACCUCAGGAAGAGGAUUGCAACACUCAGCUGUGCCCCGCCUUCUGGGACGUGGGCGAGUGGUCCGAAUGCAGCAAGUCCUGCGGCCCCGGGACCCAGCACCGGCAGGUCCUGUGCCGGCAGCCGCUGGCGAACGGCAGCGUCGUCCCGGCGGGGCCCAGGCGCUGCCGGCACCUCGAGCAGCCCGAGACCAGCGCCUCCUGCCAGCUGAAGAUCUGCAGUGAGUGGCAAAUCCGCUCUGAGUGGACCUCGUGCUCUGUGCCGUGCGGGGUCGGCCAGAGUGUGCGGGACGUCAAGUGCGUGGACAACCUGGGGGACGUGGUCCCGGACGAGGACUGCAAUAUGAAGCUGCGUCCCGAGGACCUGCGGAACUGCGACAUGGGGCCCUGCGCCCGCAGCUGGUUCUUCACCCACUGGAGUGACAGGUGCUCGGCCGAGUGCGGGGAGGGCAUCCGGAGCCGGACGGUGGUGUGCCUGAUGAACCACAUCAGCAGCCUGCCCCUGGAGGGCUGCGGGGACGAGAGGCCGGACGACCGCAUGCCGUGUGACCUCGGCCCCUGCCAACACAAGCCGGACUGGUACACCGGGCCCUGGGGGCAGUGCUCCUCCGAGUGCAGCACCGGAACCCAGAGCCGCAGCGUGGUCUGCCUGCUGCACAGCAACGGCAGCUUCGAGGUGGCCCCGCCCUCCGACUGCGCCCACCUGCCCCGCCCAGCCGACACUCAGCAGUGCCACCUCAAAAGGUGCGGCGCCAAGUGGUACGUCACGGAGUGGAGCUCGUGCUCGCGCUCCUGCGAAGGGGGGUACCAGGUUCGAGAGGUGCGCUGCCUGGCGGACGACAUGACGGAGAGCAGGGGCUGCGACCCCUUCCUCAUGCCGGAGGACCGGGAGGAGUGCAACACGCAGCCCUGCGUCCCGGAAAUCGAUGAGAGCUGCCAGGACAUGUACUACAACUGCAAUGUGGUGGUGCAGGCCAGCCUGUGCGUGUACUCCUACUACAGGACGGCCUGCUGCGCCUCCUGCAGGCGGGUCAGCGGGAGGGAGGGCGGGCUCCCCAGGAGGUGA